Messenger RNA from Siniperca chuatsi (mandarin fish), 5287 nucleotides. It is a transcript of the gene htr5ab, whose product is annotated as 5-hydroxytryptamine (serotonin) receptor 5A, genome duplicate b. NCBI's taxonomy places the organism in Eukaryota, Metazoa, Chordata, Actinopteri, Centrarchiformes, Sinipercidae. Gene Ontology annotation, molecular function: G protein-coupled serotonin receptor activity. The transcript has 3 exons. The coding region runs from base 499 to 1539 and encodes 346 amino acids. Gene Ontology annotation, biological process: adenylate cyclase-activating adrenergic receptor signaling pathway. The record is from RefSeq and is a predicted model, not a curated record. Gene Ontology annotation, cellular component: plasma membrane.
UCCUCAAGCAACCACUGAUCACUGCCGAAUAAGACUAAAUUAAAAAGAGUGAAUGUUUUCCGAGCCGCAUGAACAGUCUGACGAAACAGAGUCAUCGUCUUCUUCCGCGCCGCGUGCUUCUGAAAAGAAAGCUGUCGCUCGCGUGAAGUGCACGUCCAAAACACACACACAAGAGUCUCCCACAUGCCUAGAAAACGCAGUGUUUAUCAUCUGAAUUGGACUCAGUUCCCCCUUCCAACCACUGCGUGGUUCAUUCCAGCGCCUCUGUAUCCUCAGUGCGAGGUCUGCUUCUGCUGCCAUCAACACUGAGCCAGGCGGUUCAAUCACUCCGCUGACAAGAGCAGCAAAGUGAAUUUCGAUGGGGAGUUACCGCUCGCGCUGAGAUCUUCUCGUGCAGGACUGCGUUAUGCUGAACUGUUAAUGGGAAUGUAUCAACUGUCUGCAGAAUCUGUCUCUGAAUCGUCUUGGCCCUUGGCUGUGGGGCCGUGAGCAGCUACCAUGACUUAUCCCAACACCAGCACACUGACAACCAACUUCAGUGGAGCUUUGGACAGCCAUGACUCAGGGGGAAACAUCUACCGGCCCUUUUCUGUUUUCAGUGUGCUCACUCUUACGUUACUUGCCAUGCUGGUGGUGGCCACCUUUGUGUGGAACUUGCUGGUGCUGGUGACCAUUCUGAGGGUGAGGACAUUCCACCGGGUGCCCCACAACCUUGUGGCUUCCAUGGCCAUCUCCGACGUGAUGGUGGCCGCCCUGGUCAUGCCACUCAGCCUUGUCCAUGAGCUGAACGGCAGGCUGUGGAAACUGGGCCGCGUGCUGUGCCAGGUGUGGAUCUCCUUCGACGUGCUCUGUUGCACAGCCAGCAUCUGGAAUGUGACGGCCAUCGCGCUGGACCGCUACUGGUCCAUCACCAGGCACCUGCAGUACACGCUCAAGACACGUAAAAAAAUCUCCAAUGUGAUGAUCGCACUCACGUGGCUGCUGUCCUCCAUCAUUUCCCUGUCACCUCUCUUCGGCUGGGGGGAGACCUACUCAGAGGGGAUGAAGUGCCAGGUGAGCCAGGAGCCGUCCUACACGAUCUUCUCCACCUUCGGAGCAUUUUACCUGCCGCUUUGUGUGGUGCUGUUUGUUUAUUGGAAGAUCUACAAAGCUGCCAAGUUUCGGAUUGGCUCCCGCAAGACCAACACAAUAACACCCAUGGCUGAGGUAAAGGAGGAAACACAGCAGCCCCAGAUGGUGUUUACUGUGCGCCACGCCACCGUGACCUUCCAGACAGACGGGGACACAUGGCGCGAGCAGAAGGAGAAAAAGGCGGCGCUGAUGGUAGGCAUUUUGAUUGGCGUGUUUGUACUUUGCUGGAUUCCUUUCUUCAUCACUGAGCUCAUCGUCCCGCUGUGCUCCUGUGACAUCCCGCCCAUCUGGAAGAGCAUCUUCCUGUGGCUGGGCUACUCCAACUCCUUCUUUAACCCGCUCAUAUACACCGCCUUUAAUAAGAACUACAACAAUGCCCUGAGGAACCUCUUCUCCCGGCAGCACUGAGCCAAUCUGCAUGCUCAGCAGACACACUACACCAGCAUGCACUCCACAGUGUUACUCCUCCAGACAGAAAGGGACUAACCUGUCUGUAUCUGUCAUUCCAUCAUCCUUCAGAUGGAUGAUAACCAGAGACUAUGUCUGAAAAACUGUCUUUAAAAAUGUGUCGUUUUUAUUUAUAUUUUGUUUUGUUUAUUACCAUGCUGAGGUAACCUCACAGCUGGACUGGUGUCUGAGCUAGUGUAUCUACAAAGAGAGGAAUAAAUUGGCUGUUGUGGCAGUAGGGAGAAAGGCAUGUUAACUUCCUCAUAAACAGUUUCAUCAUCAUAUGUGAGGCUGCUGGGAAUAAUUUCAAAGUAGAGCUGGAAAAAAUCUUUUAGAACUGAACAAAAAUAUCCUCAUAAAUAAUAAACCAAGAACAAAAUGGGUUUUUUUCUAAACUAGACAACAAAAUGUUCAUCAUUGCACACAACAUUUGUAGAUAAAAAAUGGAUUUGAUUAUAAAAAAGAAGGAUUGUAGGACCUGAAAGCCUUCCAGUACAGUGAUAAAAUGUUCAGCAACCACCUUAUAGCUAGGUACACAUGAACUCCCUGGCUCCACAUGUAACUUAUUCAUACGUACUUCUAGAUAAAUGUACUAUCUCUCUUGAUGCUGGCUAGCUAUACACCAAGUCUCCUGGCACAUACACCUACAUACUCCUAUGCCUUUUAUGAAAGUAAGAAAAUAGCAGAACAAUGUAUUAUUUCCAUCAUCUUUGAAUUGAUGCAUUGUUGAGAAACUGCAGCCACGAAUGAUCGCGUCUCACUCCAGAUACAUACUAUGAGAUACAGAAGAUGUGUGGACUGGUGAAAAGCUAAUCAAGGCACACUUUGGAGAGAAGUGAUGGGGCAAAGCAUGUUUUAAAGUAUGACUCAUGGUGUUAUACUAUAGUAGGGGGGUUAUGGGAGUAAGGGAAGCUAAUGUUAACCAAUACAAAUAUCCCUAAUGGGCUCAGCACACAAAAUGUAUGCUUCAGUUGGUCUAAUGAUGUUUUCCAAUUGUUGGUUUUUAUCAGGUUUUUAUAUGAUUCACCUGUUUCUUCACAAAUUGCCAACACUGUAGAAUCAGUAAGUGAACCUUAAUUUUAUAGUGUAAUAUACUGUAGUCUAAUCUGAGGAAUCAAGCAUGAGAAAGUGAUCCUCAGUAAAUACUUGUGCCAUAUGUAAGUGAGCUCCUGUUGGAGAGCAACAUAAAGGUUUCUGGCACAAAUUAAAUUAUAAUUUUUUUGGAUGGGAGAAGAUUAAGUACAUUUUUUCAAACUAUCUAACGUCGCUGUCCAUUGAAAAUCAUGUAUCUCCACAUUUGGUGAUUUCUUCAGAUAAACUAAAGGAUUAAGUGUUAAGUAUGGUUCAAAUAAUUUCUUGAGCUAAAUAAACUACGCAUCUACAGUCACACUAGUUGUGAGGCUGUGAGCUAAAUGCUAACUUUAGCAUGCUAACAUGCUGAUGUCUAGCAGGUUUAAUGUUCACCAUGUUCACCAUCUUAGUUUUUUAGUAUGUUAGCAUGCUAACAUUUGCUAAUAAGGACUAAAUGCAAAGCUGAGGUUGAUGGGAAUUUCCUUAGAUUUGCAGGUAUUCGGUCAUAAAUGACAAAUAAAAAUUUUGACUUGAUGAUGGCGCUAUAUGAAAAGUCAGGCAAUCACCAAAGUCAUUGGGGUACAUUGUUUAGGCACCAUGGGUAUCUAAAAUUGUAUGGUAGUCCAUCCAAUAGCUGUCGAGAUAUUUCACUAAAAAACAAAAAUGGCCACCUCCUAGUGGCACUGGAGGAAAAGUCAGAGAAUCACCAAAGUCAGUAGGAUUCAUCCUCUGGGAACCAUGAACGUACAACGUUUGUGCCAAUCUUGUAGAUGCAGAGAUACAUAUUUCAUAGAUUAAGUGAAAACUUUGACCUGCUGGUGGUGCUAUAUGUAAGGUCAGAGGAUCGACAAAGUCAUUAGAAUUAAUCCACUCCAUGCAUAUCAUAGAAAACUGAAUGGCAAUCCAUCCAAUAGUUGUUGCCAAUAAUUGUUGCUGUUUCAGUCUGGACCAAAGUGGUAGACCGAGAGCCAUCCCACUAGAUGAUUAAAAAAACAUUGGAUUAUAUGAAAAAUGCGUUGUUGCAAAGCUGAAAAUGGCUUUUUUAGCUCUUGAAAAGUUGUUGUUUUAGAGUUACAUCGUUUUCACAGGACAGUGGCACUAUGUGGCUGAAAUACUAUAAAGAAUACUGUAAAAUACUCUAAUAUAUAUAUUUUUUUAAUUUGUACACAGAAUAUUUAACUUUGUUAAAAACUUACAGACUUCAAAUGGCAUGGUUACAAGAAGGAAUGGCAUAUAGGUUAAAAUUUGCCAUUUAUGUAAGAAAAAGCCUCAACUGUAAAAAAAAAAAAAAAGAAAUAAUUUAGGCUAUACUACAUUAUCAAGUUGAACAGAGUAAUAAAUCACAAUGAAGAAACAUUAUGUGAAAAGAAAAUUAGCCCACUAAUUGUAAUGGUGAUUCCAAUGAUAACAAUAUUCUGUGGUAAAUAAUGAAAUGCAUGGAAUAUAGACAGAAACACCAAUCAUUAUUAUUCCAUUAAUAAAUGGCACUACUGGUGAAACUGGUCUGUUCACUCUUAGCACUUCUUUCAUGUAUUAAUCGCAUGACUUGCUGGUUGACUUGAGCCAAUAGUGUUCUGCAAGAUUCACUUAUCUAAAUGACUUCUCACUGCUCUCCAAAUUGCCCGAGGAUGGUUGCUUAUUCACCCUUUGCUCCUCUUAGGUCUUGUUCUGUGCGAUGACCCAGCUCAGGAAAUGCAAAGUGUUGCAGAAAUAUGUUGUUUACCAUCCAUACUUGUUUCCAUUUUUCAUGUUCAAAAAAGGUUUAAAAAAUGUGCACAAUUACCUCCUUCAGAAACACUUCUUGGAAAUCCAUACUUGUAUUCAUACCUUAAAAAAACUCAAAAAAAACAUGAAAGUAGGGGAAUUUUGAAAAAUGUAUCGUGUAAUUCUGUCAAUGUUUUUUCAAUGUGUGCAUGUUUUCUUCCACAGAAGCCUUGGAUGAUAAAAUUGACAAUAAACAAGCACUCAAUUGGUGAAACACAGUGUCAAGCUUGGCACUUUGACAAAAAAGCUUAUGAAAGUAACAGCUAUUCAGGUUGAGCCACAAGGCAUACUGCUAAAUAUUUGCUAACAGUUGGCUACAGAGACACACUCGUUCUCAGACACACACACACACACACGCCUGCAUAGACUAAUACAUACAGAAAGAGGAAAAGAAAGAAUGAAAGGAAGAAAGAAUUCAGUGUUUUAGUUUUGAUAAUUCAUUUUUAUGAUGAUCAGUGGCCAAUCACUGGAGGUCAUUUCAUAAAUAGGCAUUGGCAUGUCCUAUCUCUCUACAGUGCCACUGCCAGCAUGCACAUUUCAGAGCCAGGAGUGAACCUGCUGCUGUUCAAAGGAGCACAUCCAUCCAUGCUUUCAGGGAAGACAGCAUGCAUGAAAAUGUGGCUUGGCUAAACUGACUUAGGAUUAGAACCAGAUGCCUCUGGCAAGGCAAACCUGUGCUUUAGCUACUCAGUUUUACAGAAAUAGAUGCAACAAGCAGCCUCGUGAUUCAUGUACAGUGAUGGAGUGUACUGUCACCACACUCUGAGUGAAGGAAAAAUACGAAUAAAUAUUACAAAGAAUGUAAUAUGUGGCCAACUACUGACAUGAGGAUUUUAAUAAUGAAACAUUUUUAUUAAAUAUGUUUUAACACCUA